UUAUAAUAAUUACAAUAAUAUGUAAUUUAUGUAUAUGUCGUAAACAAUUGUAGGCAAAUGUCAGAUCCCUGACAGAAACAAAGAAAUGUUAUUGUAGAUCCAAUCGAAGAGCUUCCCAAAUGCUCGCAAUGAAAUGCAGCCUUGUGGAUCAGUUUCCUCGACACGAACAUAGGUCUUCCUACUCUCACCUGAAAGAUCUUUGCUCCCUGCUCCUCGACUGUUUGUUUCCGUGAAGCUUCGGCCAUGGACAUUUGAGAGGACUUCGUUGGGUUUCUAUAUCCGGAAAGGGUCGAGAAAAAGAUAACACACGCGCACACAGGGAUAUAUAUAGUCGAGGUUUCGGUUAGUUCCAGUGCAUGGAAAGCUCGUGGUACAAGAAGAGAGGGCUUGAGCCGGACCCUGAUGAGGAUGGACCCAGAGCAGCUCACUUAACAGAGUCGAAGAGGCCGAAGCUCCCCGCUUUAGCAAGUGUCGUUGUAGAAGCGUUGAGGGUGGACAGCUUGCAGAGGCUCUGCUCCUCACUGGAACCUCUCUUUCGCCGAAUCGUGAGUGAAGAAGUCGAACGAGCACUCACAAGGCUUGGUCAUACUAAUAAGCUUUCUACAAGGACAAGCCCGCCAAGAAUAAAAUGCAGAGAAGGCAGUAAUUUACGCCUGGAGUUCAGGACCAGAAUGCCGCCUCAGCUAUUCACUGGCGGGAAAGUCGUGGGAGAACAAGGAGCAGCAAUCCACGUCGUAUUGGUGGACCUAGACACGGGCCUCUUGGUACAGAAUGGACCUGAAUCUGCGGCAAGGCUUGAUGUCACGGUUCUUGAGGGGGACUUUAAUGAAGAGCCACACGAUGAUCGGGCCAAAGAGGAAUUUGAAAGUCAUGAGGUUAAGGCGCGUGAUGGGAAAAGGCCGCUUUUGACCGGGGAUCUUCAGGUGACACUGAAGGGAGGAAUUGGAACUUUAGGAGAGGUUAGUUUUACCGACAAUUCAAGCUGGAUUAGGAGCAGGAAGUUCAGGCUUGGGGUAAAAGUUGCCCCGGGAUACCAUGAAGGGGUUCGGAUUCGUGAGGCUAAAACCGAGGCUUUUGCUGUUAAAGACCACAGAGGAGAAUUGUAUAAGAAGCAUUAUCCACCAGCUCUGCACGAUGAAGUUUGGAGGCUUGAUCGAAUAGCAAAGGACGGAGCUCUGCACAAGAAACUGGUUCUGGCCCAAAUCAUCACAGUUGAAGAUUUUCUCCGGCUUCUCAUGAGGGAUCCUCAGAAACUACGUAGUAUCCUUGGGAGCGGAAUGUCCAACAGAAUGUGGGAGAACACAGUUGAGCAUGCAAAGACGUGUGUUUUGGGCGGGAAACUCUUUAUUUACUACACUGAUCUGAAUCAUAGCACCGGCGUAGUAUUCAAUGAUAUUUACGAGCUCAGAGGCCUCCUCUCCAACGGGCAAUUCCUAUCUCUCGAAUCACUCGACCACACACAGAAGCUCUCAGUGGACUUGCUCGUGAAGAGAGCUUAUGAGGAUUGGGACCGAGUUGUGGAGUACGACGGGAAAGUCCUGAGUUCCUUGGCUCAUAUCAAAAAGAAGUCAACCAAGUCUCUUGCCCCCUCGAUUCCUGAGAAUUCAUCAGAAAACAGGCAUCAUCGUCAGUUCAUAACUCUUGAAAAAAACCCAGAUUCCCAACCUGAUGCUAUCCCUCCAUCCGUACAGCAUUCAAUCGGGCGCCAGUUCAUUCGGCCUGAUCCCACUUCAGCUCUAAUGCCGAGACACUCACAAAUAGGACCUCUUGACAGCUCUGGUUACUUCAGAGACUGUUCUCAGGCUCAGAAUGUACAGUGUCCAGAGGAUUUUUUUACAGAGGAAGUUCGGGUUCGAAGCAAUGAGAUGCUUCAAAGUGAUGAUAUGCAGAGGCUGCUGCAAAGCUUUACAAUGGGUUAUUACUCGGAAGAGAACGGCUUCUCUUACACUGUCCCAUACGCAAGUUCAAUGCAUCAGGCAAUUGCUACUGAGAACGGUCGCGGGUCCGGAAAAGCUGUGGUGGGCUGGCUUAAGCUAAAGGCUGCUCUACGGUGGGGAAUAUUCGUAAGGAAAAAAGCUGCUGAGAGAAGAGCUCAGCUUGUUGAGCUACAUGAUUAUUAAGAUUUCACGCUUUCAGCCGUCUUUUAACGUUUUUCUUCAAAUUCGUACUUCUUUGUUCUUUGCAAUGUUCAAAUCAAAAUGAAGGAUGAAAAUAAUAUGCAUGAUUCCGGGUCAGUUUCA
Molecule: messenger RNA, 2240 nt
Organism: Punica granatum (pomegranate)
Lineage: Eukaryota; Viridiplantae; Streptophyta; Magnoliopsida; Myrtales; Lythraceae
Source: RefSeq, a predicted model, not a curated record